Pelmatolapia mariae (spotted tilapia) is the source of this 1685-nucleotide messenger RNA. Its product is annotated as claudin-34-like. The transcript is spliced from 3 exons. The record is from RefSeq and is a predicted model, not a curated record. Gene Ontology annotation, molecular function: structural molecule activity. Gene Ontology annotation, cellular component: bicellular tight junction; plasma membrane. Bases 456 to 1157 code for a protein of 233 amino acids. Gene Ontology annotation, biological process: bicellular tight junction assembly; cell adhesion. NCBI's taxonomy places the organism in Eukaryota, Metazoa, Chordata, Actinopteri, Cichliformes, Cichlidae.
AUAAUGUUGAGGUCCGGGCUCUGGGGAGGCCAAUCCAAGUGUCUUGAUGUGUGUGAGUAGAGGACACCUAAAUGCAGACUGAAAUUACUGCUUCGCAAUCAUGACCAGAAGCUGUAUCCAGGUUACCGGUGCACGAUGAGGAAGUGCUGCAGGGUACCUGUGAAUGAAAAAAGCCUUCCUGUUCGGCAGUUUUAGUCUGGUUUUCUUUCUCUGAAGGCGACUUGGGAGGUGUUCCACUAAAGCACCACUCAGAGGGAGCUGCAGGUGCUUGUUUAGGAGGUAACCCAGGAGACGAAGGAGGGAAAAAACUGACGACUUGUGAGACGAGAACAGAACAACAGCAAGACUGUGCUGGAGCACAGAAGAGUAAAACAUGACAGAGGUGGCAUCGCCCACCUUCCACCUGUGUUCGGUCACCUGUUGACACCUUCAGUAGGAUCAGGAAAUCCACUGCUAUGACCUACCUGGCUCACACAGGCCACGCCCAGUUUGGUGCUCUCGGGCUGGCCUGUUUGGGAUGGAUGCUCACCGGCGUGGCUCUUGGACUGAUCCAGUGGAGGGUGUGGCAGGUAUCAGACAGGGCGGUGAUCACCUCCGGUGUGGCAUGGGUCGGACUCUGGAGGGUCUGCUUCGCCAGCCACACCGUGGUGAGCGAGGGCUUCAAGGUUAUGUACUGCAGGUACAUCAUCCUCACCGAUUCCUUCACGCCACCUGAGAUUGCUGCAGGUCAGGUCCUCAUGCUCCUGUCUCUGCUGGUGGGGCUUUGUGGGAACGCUAGUGGUGUUUACUCCAUGAGGAUCGUCUACUUUGGGAUAGGUAAGACCUCUGCGGUCCGCCGCGGCUUCAUCCUCACGGGAGUGCUGUGCCUCCUCGCUGCUGCGAUUUCGCUCGUGCCUCUCCUCUGGAAUCUGAGCGCUGUGGUGACCAAUCAGACCAUCGAGUUCCCGCCCGAGUUUAAACUCCCCCCAGCACCUGAAUCUCAGCACGUGGGAGGCGGCAUUGGUGUCGGGAUGGCGGGAUCGGUCCUGAUGAUUGUCUCUGGCAUUAUUUUCUGCACAUACCGAUUACCAGAGAGGCCUCUGAGAGAGCAGGUGCACCAGGAAAAUGACACCCGGGGGGAAGAUAACCCCACAUUUGAGUUUCAGGAACACUUGUGAGGAGUUUGUGUGUGAUAAAAUGGACAAAAAAAGGUUUUUGCACAGACUUUACACUCGUUUCUUCCUUUUUAACUCCUCAAAUGUUUACAGUGACUCAUCUAGUUUUAUAAUCUCAAGGAGGAUGACUCAUCUGCUGACAGCAAACACCCAUAACGCCCUCACCUUCAUAUGCUUGAGAAGCAGGAAAAUGAAGAUAACAUGUUUCUUACAAAACAGACAACUCUUUAACUUGUGGUUUAAAAUUGGAGCCAAAAAAAUUUGUGUUCAUGUUCACUGUAUAGACAAAAGCUGUUAAGCUACUUUAAAAACUGCAUUGAUGCGUUAAUAACGCUCAUCUGCUAAAUAGCUGAAUAUAAAUGUUACACAGUGUGCUGAAUAAAUUAUUGUGUGCUGAAAUUAUUUUAUUACACUUCCUUUUCAGAUUACGUCACAUUUUCAAUGUUUUAUUGCACCUCGACUGAAGUAAAUGUGAAAGUGAGAAUACUGUGACGGGGGUCUGUGUGUACAGCGAUACCUUUAAUCUGCAGA